AUGCCUGCUGUCAGAUCUUGGCUUUAUUUUGUUGGCUUAUUGACUGUUCUUCACUUAUCUGCUGUGCCAACAGGGAGAUCCAACACAAGUGAGGAGACUUGUGAUAACAUACCACGUAUAAAGGAGAUGAAUUUUUCACAUAAACACCAAAAUCCAUAUAUCACAGAAUCCUCGCAGUUCAAUUCUGUUGAAGAUGGUCCUAGAAUUUUAGAUCCAGCAGUGAACAAGAGAACAUCUACACAUACAAGAAAUUUUAUUAAAACAAACCCUAGCUAUCUCCGAACACUUGGUCAAACACAUGCUGGCUGGAUCUUUGGAGCAGUAGCAGAGCUCAUAGAUAACUCCAGAGAUGCUGGUGCAUCCAGAUUGGAUAUUUCCAUCCAAUCUAUGUUUUCAAAGAAAGCAAAAGGAAAAGUUCCUGUCUUAUGUGUAUCUGAUGAUGGCCAUGGAAUGACUUACGAGGAAAUGAUGAGAAUGGUCUCAUUUGGUCACGACAAACCUAAUGAAUACUGCCAGGAUCAGAUUGGGAGGUUUGGAAUUGGAUUUAAGAGCGGGGCUAUGAAACUUGGGAAAGAUGCACUAGUGCUUACCCAAACUUCAACUUCCAGAUCAGUGUCCUUUCUUUCCCAGUCCUUCAAUGACAAGAAAGAUAAUAUUGAGAUCCCUGUGGUGACAUAUUGCAAAGAAGGACAAUACAUGGAAGUUGAUUUGGAUGUCCAUUCUAAAGCUGCUGCAGAGCAUAACCUCGAUGCAAUCAAGGAAUUUUCUCGGUUUAAUGAGUACUUCAUUGGAGAAAAAGUGGGGUUAUUUGGUGAAGACGGUACUGGUACACAGGUUUAUAUAUGGAAUUUAGACAGAUGGGGUGAAGAUUACGCCUUGGAAUGGAACCCCGAGAGGACUGAUGAAAAUCCUGCUGGUCAUGGUAACGGAGACAUAUUAAUCCGUUCAAAAAGAGUCAGAUCACGUCCAAGACAGACAAGUAAAGAUGUGCCAUUGGAUUAUUCGCUUAAGGCUUAUCUAGAAGUUAUGUUCCUGAAUCCUCAGAUGAAGAUCACUGUCCAAGGUCAUAACCCGUCAUUUGGAGAAAACCCUUGA
This is a messenger RNA of Triticum turgidum subsp. durum (durum wheat), 1095 nucleotides long. The record is from the annotation of a GenBank genome assembly. NCBI's taxonomy places the organism in Eukaryota, Viridiplantae, Streptophyta, Magnoliopsida, Poales, Poaceae.